ACCCUGGAGGAUCGACGUUCUCGGCAGGUGACGGACCGCGUGGUGGCGUCGACCAACUUUGUGGGUGCACGACGGUCGUCUGAGGUGGGCCAAAAACAGCGCUACCCGCUCGAGCGCUUCACGGAGGACCUCAAGAUUGUGAAGGACGAGGCGGACUUCCUCGACAGGGAGGACUUUCCGAACGAGCAUUUGCGCCACGACUGCAGCAAGUCGGUCGGCCGCUGUCUGAAAGAGGUGACAAACAGGGAGGGCAACGUGAGGAAGAUCUGUCGGCGAACACACAAUCGAGUGACGAACACACACCUUUACGAGCGAGCGCAGUCCAACCACUCAGCCAAGGUCCUGCGGAUCCUCGAGAAGUGGGGGCUGACCGAAGAGUCGGAGGACCGCAUCGCAUGUGUGGCCGGGCUGGACGGGAGGAGCCCGAUGCCAGACGGCGAGGACUAUCCGCUGCUGCGCCCGGUUGUCGAGCUGGAGGGCGGCCGGCAUUACCCUCCCUGUAUGAAGGGCGAUGAGAUGAUGUCUCAGUUCAUUCCCGACAUGGCCUUCCUCCUGUGCUGCUCGGUCAACGUCCAGAUCGUCGACUACGAGUGGGUGAAGGCCUAUCUCGCAAAGUGAGGCGGCGAGCAGCUGACGACACAUCUCAUCUCAUGCAUGUUUCUGUGACGGCGGUUGAUGAACAUCCUGCUUGCUGCUUGUCUUGCUUGAAUGUUGGCAGGUAUGUGGCGGGUGCCGAGGAGAAGCCGAUGGCCAGCCUGAGUGUGGCUCGUGAGUCCGACGGGAACGCGCUCACCGACGUUCGCGUCAACAGCUACGGCAUCCUAAACACAAAGAUCGGCGGCGUGCAGGCGCGUGCGCGUCAGGCGCAGGAUCAGGGAGGCCCGGCAGCAGCAGCUGCUGCUGAUGGUGAUAGGCAGCCACCACACGGACCACAGGACGGCACAUCGGCACCACCUGACAGCGACAGCAAGAAGAAGAGGAGGCGUCGGGACACGCGUCACCGGCAGGCGCUGCGUAUCUCCUAUACCGAGAUGCUGUGGCAGCUGCACGACUUUCCCCAUGUGACCUCUUCGAUCGACUGCAUCCAUGUCGCGUCCCUGCCUCCGGAGCUGAGGUGCGGCUGGAAGGCCCAAAAUCUCGGCCUCUCGGUGGACAGCGUUCAAAACGCGCCGCCACAGCCUCACCCGGGCAACCCGCAAGGCUUCCGUUCGGGCACGCAGGCGGUGCCAGUAGAGGCGAGGCGGAGGGUUCUUCCCAACGCAUUAUGGCGGCAGUUCACAGAGGGUCAGCACAGGGUCAUUUAUGGUCUGUUUGUGAGGUGGAAGCCCUUGAACAAGGUCAGCGUCUUCGACAUCCGCCCGCCAGAGCUUCACUGGAUUGAUUCCAUUGAGGAAUACUUCAAGUGAGUGAGGGAGCGGGAUACACGUUGUGGGUCGGUCAUGUAUGAAUGGAUGGAUGGAUGGAUAGAUGUGAUAGACGGAUGGAUGGAUGGAUGGAUGGGUGUGUUUUUCUGUGUGCGUGGUGCAGGUGGAUGGUGCUCUCGCAGCGUCCGCCGGCUGCGCAUCGCAAUCGGUACGACGUCUCUGAGGACCUCACCGUCACACCUUUGACCGACGGCGGGCUGCAGACCGUGAAGUUUCGGCAGCGGUACUUGACGGAGGCGGUGGAGGCGUGUCGACAGCGCUGUGGCUCAAGUGGCGCGUACGCGUCUCACGCUGCCAUGGUCGGUUUUCUCGAGCGUCUGCAGCAAGCGGUGGUCAACAGGCACGACGAGGAGUGCAGCGGUUCGUAGAGUCGCGACCGAAGCACAAUGCCAAAGAGGUGGUCAUUGUGUUCUCCACCGUCAAGCCGGACAACCCCUACAAGUUCUUCAUCCACCUGCUGUACCGGUUUGGUCGAUUCAUCUGUGAUAUGGACCGACCCUCCACGGUGUCGUCGCUACGUGAGAGCUUCUCGCGUGCGGGGUUGCUGAACGAGCACCCCGAUGACGACUCGGCAGCUACGGCGAGAGAUGCGGACCGGCUGCUGCGCUUCUCGGCGAGGCGGGAGCUCUUCAAUGGGUCAUACACGGCCAAAGCUUUUGACACCGCUCUGGAGCGCGCACAUGAGUACAUUCACGACGUCUUCUUUGGGCGCAUGUUCCAUGUCGGUGGCGUCCCACUGCUGGACAUGGCGUCCAUAGCAUGGGAGCUGACAGAGCAGGUGACGGCCGCGUGGGCGGAGCGUCGCAAGCGGCUGGCCGAGACGCUCGUGGGGUGCGUAAACAUCUCCGCUGCGCAGGGAGGGCCAUUGGUGGAGGAGCUGAAGAGGUCGACAUUGAGACAGCCCUACCUACCCUUAUCGGCCGGGGCCCAGCCGCAGGGUACAGGGCCACCUGCUUGGGAGCCCGGCAUCCGUCGUGCUGCAUCGGUCGGCCAGACGCUGGCGUCGUUCAACGAGCAGACCGAGGUGUACGAGAUGGGGUGUGAGAUCCUGGAUGCGGCCAGGGGUGGGCUCACUUCGUCUCGGGGCUGCUGCUAGUGGGCAUGGCCGGCAGCGGCAAGACGCACGUGCUCUGUCAGCUGGCGCUCUAUGCGAUGGGCCUGGGCUUCGACAUCGAGUACACGGCACUGCAGUCCAAGAAGGCGCUGCAGUUCGGUGGCGUCCACGUGCACAAGCUGUUCAACUUUGAACCGCGCCACGAGAAGCAGCCGCCGCACAUCCAGGCCAAGGUUGCCGUCAGCUCUCUCAGCCAAGCGCCUGGUCGGUGGGCCCUGCUUCAGGUGACCCACUGCUUUUUCAUUGAAGAAGUGGGGUUGUUGAGUGCCCAGACUAUCGCCGCCAUGGACAUCGUCUUGCGAGUAAUCCGAAACAUCCAGGUGCCGUUCGGUGGUGCGGUUGUGAUGGCCAGUGGGGCGGUUCCUUAGCUGGCGCAGUUGAACUUCCCCGCCUCCUGCUUGCCAAACACCAUGGUCGCAGCGUCCAGGAUAUCGUCCCAACUGUCCACAAAGUUGCAAUUCUGCUCGACGAUCUGCCACGCUUUGGCGAUAUCGGCGGGGGAACUCUGCGGCUUCUGUGCCUGAAUAAUGUCGAUGCCGCUGUGUGUCUGUGACCAUGGUUUUGUUGGUGUGAUGGUGGUGUUAUGUAGGUGGCAGCCGACGCGCAAUCGACGGUUGGUCCAGCGCAUUGCGAAGAAGGUCAGUGAGCCCGAUCAGCUCACGGUGUGGGACGGCACGUGCAUGCGGUUCAGCAGCAAUCUCAACGACCGAGGCAUCUCCAAUGGGCGCUUGUGCUUUGUCGG
Molecule: messenger RNA, 3280 nt
Organism: Vitrella brassicaformis
Lineage: Eukaryota; Vitrellaceae
Source: the annotation of a GenBank genome assembly